AUGGAGUACGAGCACCAGUACAUCAGCAGCAGCAGCUUCGCCAAGGAGAAGAGGCCUCCGGCGAAGAGGGGCCAGGUCAUGAUGCAGAUGGCGAGGACGCUGAGCAACCUCGUGUCGCCGAGCGGCGCCGCCGCGGCCGCCGCCGACGGCUCGAAGAAGGUGAGCCGCAACAGCUUCACGAGGGAAACAAGCUAG
This is a messenger RNA of Triticum turgidum subsp. durum (durum wheat), 195 nucleotides long. Lineage: Eukaryota; Viridiplantae; Streptophyta; Magnoliopsida; Poales; Poaceae. The record is from the annotation of a GenBank genome assembly.